GGGCCGCCUGGCGCCGCCAAAACCCUCAGAAACCCCCGGCGAGCGGCGAGGAGAGGCGGCGGCGGCGAUGGCGACGGCGACGAGGGCGAAGGACCUGGCGCGGAGGUCGCCGAAGAAGUACGUGGAGGAGGCGCUCUACCGGCGGCUGUUCCGGCGGGGGUCGACGCCGCAGGCGGUGCGGGAGGAGGUGGACGGCUUCCUCGGCAGCCGCAAGCGCGCCUUCAAGUGGGAGGUCGGCGUCUGCGUCCGCCGCCUCCGGCGCCAGGAGCUCUACCGCCCCGCCCUCAAGCUUACUGAAGUUAUGACUAGAAGAGGCAUGAAUCCUACAGUCGGUGAUCAAGCAAUCCGCUUGGAUCUUGUUGCCAAAUCGAGAGGCAUCGCUGCUGCUGAGAAGUACUUCAUGGACCUCCCAGAAACUUCUAAAACACAUCUCACAUAUGGCGCUCUUCUCAACUGUUACUGCAAGGAGUUAAUGACUGAGAAGGCUGGGUCCCUUAUGGAGAAAAUGAAGGAGCUCAACUUUGCUUUCACUGCUAUGUCCUACAACAGCUUAAUGACACUAUACACCAAGGUCAACCAACCUGAGAUGGUUCCCAGCAUCAUCCAGGACAUGAAGGCAGAUGAUGUAUUGCCUGAUGUCUAUACCUAUAAUGUUUGGAUGAGGUCCCUUGCAGCUCGUCAAGACAUAUUAGGGGUUGAGAGGGUGAUUGAAGAGAUGACAAGGGAUGGCCGUGUUGCUCCUGAUUGGACAACAUACAGUAACCUGGCUUCCAUAUACGUUGAUGCUGGACUGCCUGAGAAGGCAGAAGCCGCUCUUAAGGAGCUGGAGAAGCGCAACACUGGCAAUGAUCUUGAAGCCUACCAGUUCCUCAUUACACUGUAUGGGCGAACACAAAAUUUAGUGGAAGUUCAUCGUGUUUGGCGGUCAUUGAAGCGGAAUAAUCCUAGGAAGGCAAACAUGAGCUAUCUUAACAUGAUUCAGGUUCUGGCGAACUUGAAGGAUCUGCCUGCUGCUGAGGCCUGCUUCAAAGAGUGGGAAGCCCGGUAUAUCCGUCCACCUAAGACUAAAGCAACUGAUGCUGUGACAACUGAAACUUCUAAGUUGGAAGAAGAAGCUUCAACCGAGGCAUCUAAUAAUGAUUCUGAUGUUAAGGAAACAGAGGACAAGGGAACAGAGGAGCUUGACCUGAAACGUCCUAAAUACGACAUCCGGGUUGCAAAUGCUCUGAUGAAAGCAUACGUUACAGAGGGUAUGCUUGACAAGGCCAUUGCUCUCAAGAAGCGUGCCAAGAUGCGCGGAGGAAGGCUUAACGCGAAGACGUGGGAGAUUUUCAUGGAGCACUAUCUCAAGGUAGGGGAUCUGAAGAAUGCCCAUUGGUGCGCCGACCGUGCAAUCAAGAAGGGGCACAGCAGCGGCAGAAUCUGGGUGCCGCCACAUGACGUGACUGAGACCUUGAUGGGCUACUUUGAGAAGAAGAAAGACGUGGACGGCGCUGAGAGUUUCGUCGAGGUGCUAAAGAAAGUGCAGAAAGAUCUGGGGACGGUGGUGUUCGAGCCGCUGGUACGGACGUACGCGGCGGCUGGAAAGAAGUUCCCCGGUAUGCGACACCGUCUGAAGAUCGAAAACGUGGAACUCAGCGAGGAAACUGACAAGCUGGUCGAUUCCAGAUGUGUUGAUUGAUUAUGUUUAUUAGAAUCCCACUUUGUUCCAUCUCAAUAACAGACAGCAGUAUGCUCUAAAUUGUUUUUGCUGUUUUCUUCUGCAAAACCUGUAACACCAAAUGUUAGCCGGACAUUUAUUUCGGUUCGCCAAGGUCUCUGCACACCAUCGGAGUCCUUUUGCUGUUGAAAUGCUCUGCUUUUCUGUGGUACUGUGGCCUUGUCUUCGGUGAACCGAAUGAAUUAUAAAUGCUUCAAUUGUUUGAAACAAAAA
Molecule: messenger RNA, 1933 nt
Organism: Triticum urartu
Lineage: Eukaryota; Viridiplantae; Streptophyta; Magnoliopsida; Poales; Poaceae
Product: Tetratricopeptide repeat (TPR)-like superfamily protein
Cellular component (GO): mitochondrion
Molecular function (GO): protein binding
Source: RefSeq, a predicted model, not a curated record